CAUGGCCAGGCAAGUUUCGAUUCGGGAGCCUCAUGAUUUGACCUCACAGUAUCGACCGCCAAUGGAUCAACGCAGACCAGGUGGUUCUUACCCUACAAGACCUGUGUCAAAGGGUGGGAUACGACAGCCUCCAAGAGGCGGCGGCGACCCUGAAGGCACGGACGGCGGGGUGGACACCCUGCAGCGGGAAAAUCAGAGUCUUAAGAGGCGACUUGAUGAGGAAUCUUCUAACUACCGUCGUCGUCUCGACACAUACAAACAAGCGCAGCAACACCAAGCUGCCCUCGUCAGCCGACUCCAAUCAAAGGUCCUACAAUAUAAACAAAAGUGCUCAGAGCUGGAGAACCAAGCUCUUGAUGGAGCUGCUGAGCCGUCCCUUGCUUCAAGAAGUUAUUCCGGUCCGAAGUCUUUAGAUUUGUCCCAACAGUAUUUAUCAGCUAGCUCUGGGGACGUCAGGGAUGAAAGAAUUCCAGAUCUUGAUUCAGCAAUACGCCGCCUGGAUGAAGAGAAGCGAAAAAAUCUGCGCUUGAGAGAACAGCUGGAAGAGAGCUACAUAUCAAAUGACACGCUGACUUCCGAUUUGCAGAAACUCACAACUGAUUGGGAAAAUUUGAGGGAUGAACUUCUCGUCAAAGAGGAUGAGUGGAAAGAAGAAGAACAGAGCUUCAACGAUUAUUAUUCUGCUGAACACGGGAGACUUCUGAAUUUAUGGCGUGAUGUAAUUUCCAUGAAAAGGGCUUUUGUUGAUGUUAGAGCCACAACAGAACAGGAUCUGGCCAAGUUGCGCUCUGAGCUGACAAAUUCCACUCAUGAAAUGAACUCUGCGUGCCAAAAUUUGGCAAAUUUCUAUGACAGAUCUAAUCGUUCGGACGAAAAAUCACAGCGCCAGCAAGAGCAAGAGCUUUCUCACUUGCGUGCUGAAAUAAUUAAGCUGCAAUCCAUGUUUGACGCUGCUCAAGCAGAUAUUAAAAGCAAAGAUGAGCAAAUCCAAGCAUUACUUCACGAUAUGAAGAUCUUGGAGGACAAGUGCGAUAAUGCUGAGCAAGGAGCUUCUCUAGUGCAGAGAGCACAAGAAGAACUUGCCCUUCUGCAAAAUGCGCUCCGUGACAUCGCUCAUGCCGUUCUGCAAGAUGCCGAAAAUAAAAACGCAGACGCAAAUGUCCAACCAGCUAGUCAUCUGCAUCUCUCUGCAACACCAAUGAUGCCACCACGCACACCCAAAAGUAACCUUAUGCGGACACCAACAUCGCCAGCUUUUGCUGAGAGUACCAUUUCAGCUGUUCAAGCUGCUCUUCACAAACAUCAGCUCCAAGCUCAUGAGUUGCAUAAUAAGCUGAAGACAACACAGGAUCAACUUAUGUUGUUCCGUCGUCAGUGUGAAGCAUCCGAUGAGAACGGUCAAGCCUUGGAGAAUCAUGUUGUUGAUCUUACGUCUCAGCUAGACAGCACUAAAGCUUUAGCUAAUCAACUAACUCAGGAAAAAGAUUCCCUGCAAAAGACAUUGGAAAACCUUCGAGCCGACAAGAAUAAGCUAGAAAGGAAUCUGAUUGAGUUAAAGGGGAAGAUGGACAGCUUGAGCUCUGAUUUUGAAAAAGCACAAAAAUCUAAUGCAAAGCUUCAAAAGUGGGCCGAGAGACUUGAAAACGAUAAAAUGAUCAUGCGAGAUGACAUCGAGCGCAUGAAUCGAGAUUCUGAAAUCAGAGAGUCUAAUUUGAAAGCUGAAGUAGAGCGUUGUGGCAGACUCAGAGAGGACCUAAUUAACACCAGGGAAGAGCUCAACAAGCUUUAUCUUGCUAAAGAUGUGUUGGAGCAGCAAAAAAUGGACUCGGAGAGUGACAUUUCUCUACUUGAAAAAAGCAAAAGUGCUCUUGAAAUGGAGCUGGAGCAAGCACUCCUUGAAAGAUCUGAUGCUCAUGAGACCCUGGUCAAGUUGGAUAAUAUAAACAAGAGCCACGUCCAAGAUAAAGCUCGACAACAAGAUGAUAUUAAGAGGCUUUUGGAUGAAAAUAAUAACCUAAAGAAUCAAUGUUCUGAUCAUCAAAAUGACAUUGAAGCUCUACGCAAGGAACUUCUUCAGGCAGAACAGAAUCGUCUAGAUUUGGAGUCGGAAAAGAUAUCCCUUCUUGAAAAAAUCAAGUAUGGCGACAUGGACAGGGAGAAGAUCCAUAUCGAGUUGACACAAGUUUCCCGAGAGCGCACGGAGCUGACAAAGCAGAUUCCAAUCCUUGCUCGUCAAAAGGAAGAGUUGAACGAAGAAGUUCAAAGAAUUAAACAACGAUUGGAGCAGGCUAUUGAAACAAAUGCCAGGCUGAAUAGGGAAAUGAAUAUUUUGGUCAAAGAUAAAGAAGAAACACAGGUGAUGCUUGAAGCAACAGAAAAAGAGUUGCAAAGGUUGCACGAACAGCACGCUGCGCUUAGAAGUGAAAAGGAGGCAUUGGAGGCUGUUCUUUUUGACACUCAAAGUAGCCUUGAGGCUUCAGAAGUCAGAGUUGUUACUCUGGAGAAAGAGCUGCAAGCACUUCUUGUAACUCAAGAAAGCCUCAAAGGCCAAGUGGCACGACUUCAAUCAGAGCUAGAAAAUACCCAGAAGAAUUUGAGGGAAACAAAAUCCAACUUGCUGCAGCAAAUGGGCAACAAAGACGCCGAAUAUAAAGAAACCCUUGCCUCGUUGAAAAAACAGAGUGACGAAACAACAAGGAAGCUGGCAGAGGAGCGUGAGCAAGUAAGGGCAAAUUUGGAAAAACGGAUGCAGCAAGCUAUUCAACAAUUGGAGAAUGAGAAGGAGCAUGAGACAGGACAACUCAUGAAUAGAAUUGACGAACUGCAGGCUCACAUGGAAGCUUUGAUUCAGCAACACGAAGAAAAUCUACUCAGAGCUGAAAAUGACAAACAGCAAGCUCUUUUACUUGCCCAUCAUGACAUUCAAGCUCUACAGGAUAGACUGGUCCAGAUGAAGAAAGAUUUUGACGAGGAGGCAGCAAUGCUGGAAAGGGUCAAGCGAGAGGCAGCUUCAAGGGCUGAGCAAGACAGGGGUGUAAUGAAUCAACUAAGAGAUGAGCUUUCUAAAAUCAAAGCAAAGCUGGAAGACCUCAAGCAAAGAACAGAAGACGAAAAGAACCAUAUGGAGGCGCGCAUUGCUGAGACGAGGAAAGAAAGAGACUCGGUUCAGCAUGAUUGUGACGAGCUUAAAGUUCAGCUGCAUUUGAUUGAAGAUAGAUCAGAGAAUUUGCAAACUGAGCUGCAUGAAACCAACUUCAAAUUGAAAGAAUUGGAAAAUUUGAGCGACACGUUAAAAAAAGAUCUUAAUGACACUAGACGGCAACUUGCAGAGAGUAACUGCGAAAAAGAUAAAUAUGGCCUUACAAACAAGGAUUUGCGAGAGCAAGUGAGGAGAACAGAAGGAGAAAAGAGAGAGCAAGCUCGAGCUCUUGAAGAUGCAUUCCAAAAGAUAAGCAUUCUAGAGGAUGCAAAGACAGGCUUAGACACUGAGCGAACACGGCUUCAACUUCAAUUGCGUGACGUUGAAAAUGCUGCUCUUAUAACUGGUCAGCAACUGUCGGCAAUGAAGGAAGAAAAGCAAAAGUUGGAAGCAGCUUAUUCACAACUCACUCAAGUGCACAGUGAGCUUUCUUCAAGGCUUACAAAUGAGACCGACGAAAAAGAACGAGCACAGCAAGAGAUGCAUCAGCUCAGAAAACAGAUGUCGGAGCUAGGCAAUGGUUUGGAAAUGAGCAGACAAGAGCUGUCCAGAAUCCGCUCAAGAGCAGCAGAAGAAGAGGAGAGGUGGCGAGGCAGUGAACAAGCUCUGUUGGUGAGGAUCGAAGAUGGUCGUGUGCGCGAAAGGAAACUGGAAGACCAAAAACACAAUAUCGAAGUUUGUCUUGCCGAUUCAAACCAACAAAUCCAGGAGCUCAAAGCCAAACUUGGAGGUGCAGAAGGCAGGGUUAAAGCUUUAGACGGACAACUAAGCAACCUAGAGGCUGCAAAGAAGGAGACGGAACAACGAUUAAGCAGCGUUGGCUCCACCCUUAGAAGAAUUGCGGGCAUUCAGCUUGACGGCAGUGUGACUCUGCCUUACAGACUGUCGAGUCCAUCAAGGAGAUGGAGUCCCGCAAGAUAUCACAGGAAAGAAGCAGAAGAGAAAGGAGCGGCUGAAAUGAUUGACGUUGACCCAGAAGUCGUGCGUAAAGGAGUACGAUCUCUGAUGCAACAAGUUGCUCAGAUCGAAAGAGAUAGGGAUGACUUCAAGAAUCAAGCUUGCGCCACUCAAAAGCAGUUGAAGGAGGCUUUAGACGCUCAGGGAAAAGGAGAUUCGAGAUUGACUAGCGCAAUGCAAACUAUCAGAAGCCUGCAGGAUGAAAAGAGCAAACUUGUUUCCAAGCUUGGACAAAAAGAUGUCUCUAUUUCAGCGCAGGCUGAUGCUCUUCAGCAAAAGUCAGAGGAAAUUUUGACUAUGCGGGAAAGGGUGACUGCGCUUGAGCUGAACCUGCAAAGUGGGCAUGAUGAAAAGGCUCAGUCAGAGGAAAAAAUUGAUCGCCUCCGUCAAGCAAUAAACCGUCUGGACCAAGAAAAGCGCAGCCUGCAAGAAGAGUUGGCUAGGAGUGAAUCUCGGGGCACUAAGCUUGAGCUUCAAAGAAUGUCCAUGGAGGGAGACCUGCAAAGAUUGCAAAUGAUGAUUCAGGAAAAAGAUUCUCACUGCCAGAAAUUGCAAGACAAGGCAGAGGCUCAAACAAGAACAAUCGCCAGUCUGGAGGAGAGAUGCGCCUCUCUUAAAACCACAAUCGACCAGCUAAAUUUGUCCCUUGAGCAAGCAGCUACAUCAGAUAGAGAUCUGAGAACGGAAAUCAAAGAUCUCCAGAGAACAUUGAUGGACACAAGCAGCUCAUCUCAAAACGCUGGUGAAAAAUUAAAACAGAUUCAGAAAAGUUUGCAAACUAGUGAAAACGAAAAAAGAGUAUUGGUCGAAAAACUUGAGUCAGCACAAAGUUCUGCGACUGAUUUGCGACGAGCUCAGUCUCAAUUGACAGAGCAGAUUCAGAGAUUGCAGUCCGAGCUUUCGAACAGCGAAUUGAAACGCUCCAGUUUAGAAACACAGCUUCGACUCUCAUCCUGGCCAAAUAACAAAGAAGCCACGGAACGAGACGAAGAGGCACUCAGGCAGUUACAAACAGCUCAGAGGGAAAAGUUGGAGUACAAAGCAAAGGCUGAUGCCCUUUCUGAUAAGGUUCGGCAGCUGGAAAGAAAUUUGGACAGGUCAAAAUCAAUGUCAAGAACAUUUGAUGGCUCUGCAGACAAGGGCGAUUCGACAGACCUUGAACACGAGCACGAAAUUCGGGAGUUGAAAAUGAAGAUUCGCCAUCUAGAGAACCAGCUGGCUGAUAAGGGUGCUGAUUAUUCAAGAAGCAGAUCGCAUCAGACGUCUAUGCUUGACCAAACAGCAGAGGUUGAGAGGCUCCGAAGUUCCCAACAACAAGCGGAACGAAUGCUCGAUAACCGAGAACAAUCUCACAGGCAGCAAGUUAUGAAGCUUGAAAAUCAGAUCCAGCUCCUGCGUGAACAGCUAAGCCAAGAGGUGAAACGAAGGCAACUUUACAUUUUGCGUAGCUCGAGGGCUGGCCGAGAAAUGCAGCAGCUGCGGCAAGCCCUAGGCGAUUCCCUUCACACAGUGGCCCAUGACCCUGGCUUGGAUUCCAUGCUCCUGGAGCACGAGGCGCGGAAACUGGAUUCAGCCACCAGUUUGGUUCCCGACCUAGGUCGAGGUCGCUCGACAACCCCUCACAAGCAGUAAAUAAUAUUAAUCACUGUUGCUGUUCGAAUCUCUAUUAGAAUCUUAUCCUAUAGUUAAUUGUUGUUGUGAUGCACCCUCAAGGAAGUGCACCAGUGAUCAACAGCUGGGUUUGGUCUUGUGAUUCAAGACCAAACUCUAAGUUAACACAUGAUGAAACUUUUUAGUUUUUUCCAUUUAUCAUUGCUAUGAUUUUUGAUAACAAUUUCUAUUGAGAGCAUUAAUGCAAUAUUUUUUAACGCAAUGAGACUUGGAUAAGUAACCAAAACUAUUUGUACUUUUAAAAAGUCUGCAUCAAUUCUUGCUUUGCAAGAAUCUUUAACAGAUGUCCAGACGGUUUUGUCUCAUUGAAAGUUAAACAUUGUACUUACUAACAUUUUAUAAUUUGAUAUUUUAAGGUAUGGAACAUAUCAUCAAUCUUGCUAGUCUCACAAAAUAAGGGCUUAAAAGUUUUGUAAACCCGUGUAGGAUUAGUAAAAAGUUAUUAAAGCAUAACCUAAAUAUGUUAAUUUUUCCACAAGAAAAACGAGUCUUGGUCUGUGCGUACAAGAAAGUUAAAUGCACAAAGUGAUCAUUUUUUUAGGUUUUGGCUGCGAUGCAGUCUUUUAAUUAUCCGUCCAAAGUAAAGUGAAUGUUUUAAGUAAACAAGGAUAGCCUACUGACGUGUAACUGAUUUCUUUUUUAUAUAGCAAAUAAAAACAAAAUAUAAUUAUAACUCAUA
Neocloeon triangulifer is the source of this 6506-nucleotide messenger RNA. It is a transcript of the gene Root, whose product is annotated as rootletin. NCBI's taxonomy places the organism in Eukaryota, Metazoa, Arthropoda, Insecta, Ephemeroptera, Baetidae. The record is from RefSeq and is a predicted model, not a curated record. The transcript has 29 exons. Bases 2 to 5788 code for a protein of 1928 amino acids.